Messenger RNA from Zingiber officinale, 1748 nucleotides. RefSeq names its product beta-amylase 1, chloroplastic-like. Gene Ontology annotation, molecular function: beta-amylase activity. The record is from RefSeq and is a predicted model, not a curated record. Lineage: Eukaryota; Viridiplantae; Streptophyta; Magnoliopsida; Zingiberales; Zingiberaceae. Gene Ontology annotation, biological process: polysaccharide catabolic process. The transcript has 4 exons. Bases 12 to 1727 code for a protein of 571 amino acids.
UUUGAAUAAGAAUGGCGUUCAGUUUGGCGCAUCAGGUCGGGACUCUCCGGGGAACGCCGAUGGUGAUGGUGGAGACGGGGUCGGCGGUGAGGGCGGAUCCCCACUCCGCGCCGGUGUCAGUCUGGAAGCCCCAGGCGGUGGACCGACGCUUCCGGAUCCAGAUCGGGGCUGGGCAGGCGGAGAUCGAGACAGCGCCGGCAGCUUGUCCGGGAGGAUCGACCGCGUUGCUCGGUCUGUCGGCGGCGCGCGACUCGCCGGUGGUGCCGGAGGUAGCGCAGCUGCCGGAGGCGGAGGUGAGGGAGCACCUUGGCGGGGGAGGGGCGGUGAAGGGGGUUCCCGUGUUCGUCAUGAUGCCGUUGGAUACAGUGAGGCCUGGCGGGGGGCUGAACCGUAGGAAGGCGAUGAACGCGAGCCUGAUGGCGCUGAAGAACACCGGUGUGGAGGGGGUGAUGGUCGACGUGUGGUGGGGGAUGGUGGAGAAGGAGAGGCCGGGAGAGUACGAUUGGCGCGGCUACGACGAGUUCAUGGAAAUGGCCUCCCGGAUCGGGCUCAAGGUCCAGGCCGUCAUGUCCUUCCAUCAAUGCGGCGGCAACGUCGGCGACAGCGUGACAAUACCACUGCCAAACUGGGUUCUGGAGGAAAUGGAGAAGGACCCGGACCUGGCCUACACCGACCAAUGGGGCCGCCGCAACCCCGAGUACCUCUCCCUCGGCUGCGACGCCCUCCCCGUCCUCAAGGGCCGCUCCCCCGUCCAGUGCUACGCCGACUUCAUGCGCGCCUUCCGCCACCGCUUCUCCCACCUCAUCGGCUCCACCAUCAUCGAGAUUCAAGUGGGCAUGGGUCCCGCCGGCGAGCUGAGGUACCCGUCGUACCCCGAAUCCGACGGCACCUGGAAAUUCCCCGGCAUCGGAGCAUUUCAAUGCUACGAUAAGUACAUGUUGAACAACCUGAAGACCGCUGCGGAGGCGGCAGGGAAGACGGAGUGGGGCCAUGGCGGGCCUUCCGACGCAGGCGGCUACAACAACUGGCCGGAAGACACCGCCUUCUUCCGCCACGACGGCGGUUGGAACGGGGCUUACGGGGAGUUCUUUCUGUCCUGGUACUCUCAGAUGCUCCUCGAUCACGGCGAGCGCAUCGUCUCCUCCGCCACCUCUGUAUUCGACUCUGCCGGCGUCAAGAUCUCCGUCAAGGUGGCCGGCAUCCACUGGCACUACGCCACCCGGUCGCACGCCCCCGAGCUCACCGCCGGCUACUACAACACCCGCUACCGCGACGGAUACCUCCCCAUCGCCCGCAUGCUGGGCCGGCACGGCGCCGUGUUCAACUUCACCUGCGUGGAGAUGCGCGACGGCGAGCAGCCCGGCGAGGCGGCGUGUCAGCCGGAGGAGCUCGUCAGGCAGGUGGCGGCGGCAGCGCGGGAGGCCGGCGUGGAGCUGGCUGGCGAGAACGCGCUGCCGAGGUACGACGAGACGGCGCAUGAGCAGAUAGUGAAGGCCGCGGCCGGGGAUUCGGAGAAGAUGGCGGCCUUCACGUACCUCCGGAUGGGGCCCGACCUGUUCCAUCCGGACAACUGGAGGAGGUUCGUGGCGUUCGUCAAGACCAUGGCGGAGGACAGGGGAGGCUCGGUGGACCGCUGCCGCGAGAUGGUGGAGAGGGAGGCGGAGCUCUCGGUCCACGCCACCGUGCCGCUCGGCGAGGAGGCUGCCGCAGCCCUCACGUGCGCUUAGAUAUUCAAAACAAUUCGACCC